AUGUCAAACCUGGCGGGAAACAGCCGAAAAUGCGGCCUGGUUGGUUUACGAAUAGCGGGAAACGUAUCGANNNNUAAGCACUUCCGAUUACCCAGGAAGUACUUACGUUACUCUAGUAAGGUCCUUACCAUGCAAGAGAUUGUCGAAAGCAUCGGGGGUCAGCGCCUGUAG
This is a messenger RNA of Perkinsus marinus ATCC 50983, 171 nucleotides long. RefSeq lists its product as hypothetical. The transcript has 2 exons. The coding region runs from base 1 to 171 and encodes 56 amino acids. The record is from RefSeq and is a predicted model, not a curated record. NCBI's taxonomy places the organism in Eukaryota, Perkinsozoa, Perkinsida, Perkinsidae.